AUGAACGAUUCUUUGGGGGCUGAUCUGUUGGACUGCAACUACUCCAUCCCUGACCCGCAGCUGGUACGGAGGAUUGUGUCCCAGGUGGAGUUCUACCUUUCCGAUGAGAACCUGGCCAAGGAUGCUUUCCUCCUGAAACAUGUCCAAAAGAACAAGAUGGGCUUUGUCAGCAUCAAACUGCUGACAUCCUUCAAGAAGGUGAAAUACCUGACGCGCGACUGGCGGCUCACGCUCUACGCCCUGCAGUUCUCAGAGCUGCUGGAGGUGAACAAGGAGGGCACCAAAGUGAGGCGGCGGGUCCCCGUCCCCGAGUCCCUGCUGAGCAUCCCCCCCAGCAAACUGCUGCUGGCCUGGGAGCUGCUGCCCCAGAAGCAGGGUGUGCUGCCGCUGCUCCAGAAAAACUUCCUUGAGACCAUCACGAGGAUGUUCAGCCCCUUCGGCGCCAUCGCCUCCAUCCGCAUCCUGCGGCCGGGCCGCAAGCUGCCCUCGGAUGUGCGGAAAUACACAUCGCGCUUCCCUGAGCUGCUGAGCAAGUGCUGCGCGCUGGUGGAGUAUGAGAGUCUGGAGAGCGCCCGAAGGGCUUUUGAGGAUCUCGGCCGCCAAAGCCGCCCGAGCAGUGAGAACAUCAGGGUGGUCCGGCUCUGUGGGAAGGGCUACAAGAAGAAGCCUGGGGCUGAGAGG
Messenger RNA from Tauraco erythrolophus (red-crested turaco), 681 nucleotides. RefSeq lists its product as uncharacterized. Gene Ontology annotation, cellular component: ribonucleoprotein complex; nucleus. The record is from RefSeq and is a predicted model, not a curated record. NCBI's taxonomy places the organism in Eukaryota, Metazoa, Chordata, Aves, Musophagiformes, Musophagidae. Gene Ontology annotation, biological process: RNA processing. Gene Ontology annotation, molecular function: mRNA binding.